Molecule: messenger RNA, 1209 nt
Organism: Lathyrus oleraceus (garden pea)
Lineage: Eukaryota; Viridiplantae; Streptophyta; Magnoliopsida; Fabales; Fabaceae
Product: AT-hook motif nuclear-localized protein 28
Exons: 1
Coding region: 176-949 (257 amino acids)
Cellular component (GO): nucleus
Molecular function (GO): DNA-binding transcription factor activity; minor groove of adenine-thymine-rich DNA binding
Source: RefSeq, a predicted model, not a curated record
CAAGUUCACCCACCUCCCUCUUUUUUUCUUCCUAUCUAAUCUAAUCUUUCAAAUAUCUCUCCCUAAUAAAAACCUCUCUUAUUCUUAUUUUCUCUUUAGAAUAGAAUCCUCUUCUAUUCACAUAUCUCAUACUCACAAAUAACUAAAAAAAACACAUAGCAAAGGAGAGAAAAAGAUGUUCUCAAACUUUCAACAACAGCAACACCACAACCUUUUUCAAUCCCCUCGUGAAUGCCAAACCUCAGAAGACGAUGAAAGCCGAGGCAGCGGUGGCCCCGGCACAUUAACAGCCCACAAACCUUUCUCCGCAAUAAGCGGAAGCAGCGACGGUGCUACUAUUGAGAUUGGCCGUAGGCCCAGAGGCCGUCCACCGGGGUCCAAGAACAAGCCCAAAUCCCCUCUCAUAAUUACUCACGACCCCGAGCCCGCGAUGAGCCCACACAUUCUUGAAAUCCCAGGAGGCAGCGAUAUCGUUGAAGCAAUAGCCCGGUUCAGUAACAGAAGAAAAACCGGACUAUGCAUAUUAACCGGUUCAGGUGCAGUCGCUAAUGUUACACUCCGUCAACCUUCUGCUCCUCCAGGAACCACCGUUAUUUUUCACGGCCGUUUCAAUAUUCUCUCUAUAUCCGCCACGUUCUUCGUCCCAUCAGAAUCCUCACCGUCGGUGCAUAAAGAAUUCUCGAUCUCCCUCGCCGGACCUCAGGGUCAGAUUAUCGGAGGGUUUGUUGUUGGAAGGUUGCUAGCUGCCGGUACGGUGUUUGUGAUUGCUGCUUCGUUUAAUAACCCUACUUAUCAUAGGCUACCUUUGGAAGAGGAUGUUCAGAAUAACUCAGUUUCCGGCGGUUGUGAUGAGAAGUCGCCGCUUAUGUCCGGUGGUGAGUCGUGUAUGUAUAGCUGUCAACUUCCAUCGGAUGUGAUUUGGGCUCCAACGCCAAGAGUGCAUUUCUGAGUUCCGAUGAAUAAUGAUUUUUUGUUGUUAUUUGAGUUUGUAUUAUGUGUGGUAUUUGGUUUUAGUUGUAAUGGUUUUGUAGAAAUUAGAUGCUAAUUACUACUAUGAUGUAGAGUUUAUUUUCUAUUUUUAUUUUAGUUUUUGAUUUUGUAUUUGGAUUUUUGUUUUUGUUGUGUUGCACUUAAUUGAGAAGAAAGCAAAGUCAGAUAUGUUUUUCUUUCUCAAGAACAAGAUAAUUCAGCUUAUGCCUAAUUUUUAAA